AUGUCAAAAAGUAUAUUUAUAUCUACUCUUGUUAAUGGUGAAAAAAUUAACCGAACAUUUUUGAUUUACUCAGAAAGUAAAGGAUCAAUAUUUUGUGCUCCCUGCUAUUUAUUUGGUGGCACUACAUCGUUUGCCACAGUUGGUUUUUCAGAUUGGAAAAAAGGAGAAGAAAAAAUCAAGCGUCAUGAAAAUUCACAACACCACAAAUUGUGUGUAAUGAAUAUGAAAGAAAGAAAAGAAGUAUUAAAUCGAGUUGAUCAAAAGCUAAAGUAUCAAGUAGAAACAGAAAUAAAUUAUUGGAAAAAUGUAUUGACAAGAGUUGUAGCUGUUGUGAAAUCCCUUUCUUCUCGUGGAAUGUCUUUUAGAGGUGAUGAUGACCGUUUUGGAUCUGUUCAUAAUGGGAACUUUAUGAUGAGCUUAGAGCUUAUUGCUCAGUUUGAUCCUUUUUUAGCACAACACAUUGAGAAGUUUGGAAAUAAAGGAAAAGGUUCAACAUUAUACCUAUCAUUUAAUAUAUAUGAGCAGUUCAUAAGUAUAAUGGCAGAUAAUGUUAUUCAACAAAUGGUGAAAGAAAUAAAGGAAGCUAAAUACUUUUCCAUCAGUAUUGAUUCUACUCCUGACAUUAGCCAUGUAGAUCAACUGUCAUUCAUUUUUCGGUAUGUUCAAAAGAAUGGCUGUCCGGUAGAAAGAUUUUUAGGGUUUUUACCUAAUUCUGGCCAUAAAUCUGAAGAAUUAGCAGAUGCUGUAUUUUUAGUUUUAGAAUCGCAUGGAUUAGAUAUUAAUAGUUGUCGUGGUCAAAGUUACAACAAUGCGUCUAAUAUGUCUGGUAGAUACACAGGACUUCAAGCUCGCAUUAAAAAAGUUAAUCCUUUAGCAACAUUUGUACCAUGCUCGGCACACUAUUUAAAUCUUGUUGGUGAGUGCACUGUGGACUGUUGUAUUUAUGCUUCUGAAUUUUUUAUUCUGCUUCAAAAUAUUUAUAAAUUUUUCAGUGCCUCUACUUAUAGAUGGGAAAUACUUCAGAAGAAUUUGAUUAAAACAGAAAAUGUAUCUCUUAAAAAACUAUCAGAUACCAGAUGGUCAGCAAGAUCUGAUGCAAGUAUUAGUUUAAACAAAAAUUGGAUUGAAAUAAUUAAUGCACUGUCUUUUAUCAUAGAUGAUAAAACAGAAAAAUCUAUUACAAGAUCAGAAGCUAACGGGCUAUAUUUAAAACUGGAUAGUCUCGAAACAGCUAUAAUGGCCACAUUAUGGGGCGAUAUACUAGAGAGAUUCAACAAAACUAGCAAACAAUUGCAGUCAGUUGAGAUUGAUUUAGAAACAGUUGUAAGUUUAUACGAAUCUUUAAUUCGAUAUGUAUUAGAUUUAAGGAACAUGCUAAAAGAGUGUGUCCAAGACAUUUUCACAGAGACUGCACAUCAGCUUUGUCAAGAAAACUUUAUAUGGACAUUUGGUUUUUUUAAAGCAUCAAUGUAUUUAUUGGGAAUGAGUUUAAAAUAA
Hydra vulgaris (swiftwater hydra) is the source of this 1497-nucleotide messenger RNA. The record is from RefSeq and is a predicted model, not a curated record. NCBI's taxonomy places the organism in Eukaryota, Metazoa, Cnidaria, Hydrozoa, Anthoathecata, Hydridae.